This is a messenger RNA of Anopheles nili, 2754 nucleotides long. RefSeq names its product GPI ethanolamine phosphate transferase 1 (gene PIG-N). Gene Ontology annotation, molecular function: mannose-ethanolamine phosphotransferase activity. Bases 1 to 2754 code for a protein of 917 amino acids. NCBI's taxonomy places the organism in Eukaryota, Metazoa, Arthropoda, Insecta, Diptera, Culicidae. The transcript has 14 exons. Gene Ontology annotation, cellular component: endoplasmic reticulum membrane. The record is from RefSeq and is a predicted model, not a curated record. Gene Ontology annotation, biological process: GPI anchor biosynthetic process.
AUGAGAUUGCUUAUAGUGGCCGUUGUGAUUCAUGUGCUGUUUUUGUUAUCCAUUUUCUACAUACAUUUUCAAUCUCCUAUUCUUAAAGAUUUGCCGGUUGGUGGAGAGCACGAUCAACCACCCGCUGAUAGAUUAGUUCUCUUCAUCGGUGAUGGCUUGAGAGCCGAGUCCUUUCUGAAAUACGAUUUAAAUCGUACUAGUUUUCUCCGAAACAUCCUUCUUACAGAAGGUGUGUUUGGAAUUUCUAGUACUCGUGUUCCUACCGAAUCGCGGCCAGGUCAUGCAGCAUUGCUUGGAGGUGUAUACGAAGACCCGAGCGCCGUUUUUCGAGGAUGGAAAGAAAAUCCGGUAGAAUUUGAUUCAGUGCUGAAUCGUUCUAGCACGAGCUAUAGUUGGGGCAGCCCGGAUAUCGUCAAUAUGUUCUCCCGAGGCGCUACGCAAGGACGUGUCCAUGUGGCAGCUUACGAUAGUAACGAUGAAAGUUUUGCUCAGUCCGCCAACACCUCUUUGCUGGACAUCUGGGUGUUUGACCGGGUUCGACAGUUUCUAUCCAAAGAGGAUACCAUACGUGAUGUUUUUUCGCGUAAAAAAGUAAUUUUAUUUCUUCAUCUAUUGGGUUUAGAUACCGCCGGACACGUACACAAACCUCAUUCGACACUCUUUACAGAAAAUUUAAUUAUCGUGGAUGAAGGCAUUAAAUCAAUCGUCCAACUUGUAGAACAAGUGUCCCAGAACGAUAGGCGUACUGCAUUUAUUUUCACAUCGGAUCACGGAAUGACUGAUCAAGGAUCUCAUGGUUCAGGCCAUCCGCUAGAAACGGAAACUCCUUUUCUUGCUUGGGGAGCAGGAUUCAACCAUGCUGCCAAUGGUUUUCCAGUUGUAGAGGACGUUUUGGCGUUAGGUGAUAAGAAAAUUCCGAUACAUUACUUGAAUCAAGCAGAUGUGGCUCCUCUCAUUUCGGCUGUACUCGGUAUUAGUGUGCCAAAGAAUAACUUAGGAAAAUUACCUCGAUCGCUGCUAAGUGUUUCGGAGGAGUAUGCUGCCUGGGCCAUGAAAAAUAAUGCAGAUCAACUAUUAGCUCAAUACAACCGUUGGCAACGGGAAUCGGAAGGAAAAAUGUUGCAAUGGCUUACAAGCACAAAGCAAACCAGUUUCAAGAUUUUGAUUGAAGCUCUACAAUCAGAGAUAUCCAGUGCAACAUUGCGCAAACAAUACAGUGAUGUGCAAACUUUAUGUAAAAUGCUAAUGGAUACAACUUUAAGUGCCAUCGAAUACUUUCAAAGCUACUACAAGCCACAUCUGUUUGUUGCACUUACUCUGACAAUGUUAGGUUGGUUACUGCUGCUUGCCAAAGAAACGUUUUCUGUUAAUGCUGGUACUCACCUUUCAGCUUAUCAUCUUCGUAACAGUCGUUCGGUUGCAACAAUAGCAAUGUUAAUCGCAGUAUUAGUUGUGGCUUUCAACAUCGUACAAAACACGCCCGUGAUAGUAGUUUUAUAUUUUGUGAUCCCUAUAGCACUUUGGGGUUUCAUAGGAACACGCUGGAGAAAAUACGUGCUAUUAGUGCGAGGCAAGUCGGGGAUGUACUUUGCAGGUUUCGUGGUGGCUGUUGAGUUUUUGGUGUUAGCGUUCAUGGAUCGUCGCUUAUUGGCACUUUUGCUUUGGAUUCAUUGUUUCCUUGUGGUUAAACCGUUAUUCAAUAACAAAAACAAAUUGAUGAUACUGCGAUGGAUAAUCUGCAAUGGCCUAUUGUCUGGGUUUUUUCUGAUCCCAACUAUAGGACGUGAUAAUUCAAGCUUUUUACUACUGAGCUUUUCAGUGAUCGUUUGGACUGUAAUCAAUAUAACUUCUAUUUAUAAAACUAAACAUGGGUUCGUCUUCAAAAGUACCAUGCUUUUGAUACACUUAUUACAGCCGAUAAAUUUACUUGUUUUGAUAAAUUUCAUCGAAGGAUCGAAACAUAUUCCAAUGAUAUGCAGAUCUUUAUGCUGGAUGUUCUCAGCUUUUGGAUUAUUACUACCAUUUUUCACAUCAACAUGCAUUCAGGAUCGAGUGUGGGCAUUAUUUAAUGGCCUAAGCGCCCCCUACAUGAUGCUUUCGCUAUCUUAUGAACCACUUUUUUUGUUAUGUUUUUGUUACACAUUGUACGUAUGGUUGCAGUUGGAAAACAUCGCAUCUAAUAAAACAAUUAAGCUAAAUGCUUUUUAUUUUUCGACGUCAUUACAUACAGAAGGAACUAUCGGUUUCGAUAAUACACGUCGUACGUUUGGAUUCAUGCUUUUUCUCCUGACCUCAUUUUUUGGUACGGGUAAUUUGGCGACGGUCAGUUCAUUUGACCCUAAUUGGGUUCGUUGCUUUGUGGCCACUUUCUCUCCGUUUACCAUGAUGGCGUUGAUCCUUCUCAAGCUGCUAAUACCUGUGAUACUUCUGGUAUGCGUGUUGAGAGCAAUGGUUAUAGUAUGCUCGGUGCACAAGACGAAACUUUUCAAUCUCACGUUGAUUGUAUGUGAUUGGAUGUGUUUAAAUUAUUUCUUCCUCGUGCGAAACCAAGGCUCAUGGAUGGAUAUUGGCUCGUCCAUUUCACACUUCGUGAUCCUGGAAUGUACCACGAUUUUGGUGAUAAUGUUUUAUGAACUGGCUCGCAUCGUGACUGAAGUGUCUUUAACUACCAGAUCUUCCAGAAGCGAGGAACAUUCAGCUUCUUCACAACGUUUGCCUUUCGUUACAGUUUCUAAUAAAGAGAGAAUCGAGUAA